CCAGUAGAAAAACAGCACGGCGACGAUUAUAAAUUCAUUGUACCCGAACUGGGUUUAUGUUUUUCUUUUUCUUUUGAUUUAAUAUUGUACACUUCUUAAAAACAAAAAAUAAAUUUUUGUAUAUACAUGUGUGGGUCAAAAAUGAAAUCUUGGGUUUGUUUUGAGUUUGUGUGAGAAUGUGAAGUAAUAUUUUAAGAGGGGGAGGCAGAGAACGUGCUUUUUCAGUCUGCUGCUCGUAGACUAAAAACUUCACGCUUUGAGGAGAAAACUAUGCAUAAUUAGGGGUAUUUGGUAAAUGCUAGUACUUUCUUGUAUCACUCAUAUUUCUGUCUUAUUCAUUUUUUGAUUUUUUUUUUCAAUGAGAAAGCUACAUCAUCAGACUCUAGCUUAGAGUUAGAGGGAGGGAGAGAGGUUUCUAUUAUUUCUUUGAAGUUUAGUCAAGGUUUCGUCUUUUGAGGACUGCUACAGGGCAUGCUUUGUUUCCUUCCCUCAAGGAAUUAUGACAGAAAUAAAAAAAUUAUUGAUGUUUCCCUACUAUGAAUUCGAGGAAGUUUUUGUUUUUUUCCUUUUUCGUUUUGGUAUUAUUUUUUCCAUAGUGUUGGAGUUCUUUCUUUGUGUCUCCACUUUGAGUCAUACGGCAUAGUGUUUGCAAUGAUAGACUGCUCUGACUCGAAGAAGAGAACCCUUUACUUUUACUAUGUAGUUGCAGGGGAAAAGUGAUUUUUGCAAAGUUGUAGCACACAGCAACCUCACGAAUGUACUGUGUAUAAUUUUUUAGGGGUUUCAUUAGAAGAUUCUUCUUCUUCUUCUUUUUAUUCUUCUUCUUCUCCUUUUUCUUUUGGAGGGGCUCAGAAAGUUGAGAAUUUUUUUAGUGGAUGUGAAAUUAGAAUAAAAGAUUUGUUGUCGCUGUGAGAUGGGUGAGAAAAGGCAAGGGUACCAUAUGUUGGCCCUCAGGGUGAAUGAACAAUUGGGCAUAAAGAAAAAAUAUUCUUUUGUGCACAAAGCUUCGGACCCCAGAAUACUGGGGUUUUGGAUUAUGGCCAUGCUGUUUGCGAGCUCGUGCGUGUAUGAAUAUAUGGAUGAAGAGCAGAAAGAGAAGAGAAAAGAAGUGCUUGUGAGCAUGUGUGAGCAGAGGGCUAGAAUGUUGCAGGAUCAAUUUAGUGUCAGCGUUAAUCAUGUUCACGCGCUUGCAAUUCUUGUCUCUACAUUCCAUUUUGACAAGAACCCCUCAGCAAUCGAUCAGGAAACUUUUGCUGAAUACACAGCUAGAACUGCUUUUGAGAGACCACUGUUGAGUGGUGUGGCGUACGCGCAGAGGAUUCUUCUCUCCGAGAGGGAGGAAUUCGAGAGGCAGCACGGCUGGACCAUUAGGACAAUGGAGAAAAAGCCUUCGCCUGUUAGAGACGAGUAUGCUCCCGUCAUAUUCUCCCAAGAAACUCUGUCCUACCUUGGAUCACUUGAUGUCAUGUCAGGACAGGAGGAUCGUGAGAAUAUACUGAGGGCCCGGGCUACGGGUAAAGCGGUUCUUACUAACCCGUUCAGGUUGCUUAACUCUCAUUUAGGGGUUGUUUUGACUUUUCCGGUUUACAAAUUCAAGUUGCCACCAAAUCCGACAGUGGAAGAGAGAAUUGAUGCAACAGCAGGGUACCUUGGUGGAGCCUUUGAUGUUGAAUCCCUUGUCGAAAAUCUACUUGGCCAACUUGCUGGGAACCAGGCUAUAGUUGUCAAUGUAUAUGACACUACCAACUCAUCUGACCCGUUGAUCAUGUAUGGACACAACUCUCAAGAUGGUGACAUGUCACUUAAGCAUGUGAGCAAGCUCGACUUUGGUGACCCUUUUCGCAAGCACGAGAUGAUUUGCCGGUAUCUCAUGGAAGCUCCCACAUCAUGGCAUGCACUUCAAACAGCAGCUCUCGUCUUUAUGAUUGGCUUCCUGAUUGGAUAUAUGGCGUAUAGUGCUGUAAGCCACAUUGUUAAAGUCGAAGAUGAUUUCAAUAAGAUGCAGGAACUCAAAGUUCAAGCCGAAGCUGCUGACGUGGCCAAAUCUCAGUUUUUAGCCACUGUCUCUCACGAAAUAAGAACUCCAAUGAAUGGGAUCCUAGGGAUGCUACAACUGCUUCUAGAUACAGAACUUAGUUCAACACAAAGGGACUUUGCUCAAACAGCUCAGGGCUGUGGUGAAGCACUUAUAACCUUGAUAAAUGAGGUGCUUGACCGUGCAAAGAUUGAAGCUGGAAAGCUAGAGCUCGAGGCUGUCCCGUUUGACCUUAGAUCCAUUCUUGAUGAUGUUCUUUCCUUGUUUUCCGAAAAAUCUAGGCAGAAGGGCAUUGAGUUGGCUGUUUUUGUCUCAGAUAAAGUGCCCGAAAUUGUCGUGGGUGAUCCAGGAAGAUUCAGGCAGGUCAUCAUCAAUCUUGUUGGAAAUUCAGUGAAAUUCACCGAGGAAGGACACAUAUUCGUCCAAGUCCACUUAGCCGAGCAAAGAAAACCCACGAAAGAUGCAAAAAUCGAAACCUACUCCAACGGUGAAUCCGAAACCACACCAAAAUCUCAAUCCUGGUCGUUUAACACACUUAGUGGCAAACAAGUGGCUGACAAUUGCAGCAGCUUGGACGAGGAAUUCCUAUACGACCCCACAAGAGAUGAAAAUAAUAAUGCAAAAAGUGAGAGUGUGAGAUUGACAGUGAGCGUGGAGGACACGGGAAUCGGCAUACCUGAGCAAGCUCAAAAACGGGUUUUCACACCUUUCAUGCAAGCGGACAGCUCGACUUCUAGAAACUAUGGGGGCACUGGCAUUGGCUUGAGCAUUAGCAAGUGCUUGGUGGAGCUGAUGGGUGGGCAGAUGAGCUUCAAUAGCCGUCCUCAAGUUGGAAGCACCUUCUCGUUCACGGUGGAGUUCCAGAGGAGUGAGAGAAGUGAAGUUAUUUGUUUGAGUAAGUCGAUUUCGGAUGAAGUCAAUGUUGCGUUGAAGGGUCUGAGAGCUGUUGUGAUUGAUGGGAAGCCGGUUAGGGCAGCUGUUACUAUGUACCACUUAAGGAGGCUCGGGAUUCAGUCGGAGGCUGUUGGUAGCAUCAGGAUUGGCCUUGCUUUUUAUGCGAAGCACGGGUCCCUUAACGACGAGAAGGUGCCGGACAUGUUCAUAGUAGAAAAGGACGCAUGGAUUUCCUCCGAGGAAGAAGACGGGCCCAUGCAGCUAUCAUCAAGACAAAACGGGUUCAAUUGCAAACUGCCGAAAAUGAUCCUCCUUGCAACCAACAUCACGCCUACUGAGUCUAACCGGUCUAAGACUGCUGGGUUUGCUGACACAGUUAUCAUGAAACCUCUUCGGUCGAGCAUGGUGGCCGCGUGUCUGCAGCAGGUACUCGGUAUAGGCCAUAAAAUCCAAAACUCAUCCCCCAGAAAUGGAGCCAUAGCCAAAGCCAAAGCCAAGGGUCUGCUGAGGGGCAAGAAGAUUUUGGUGGUGGAUGACAAUGUGGUGAACCGAAGAGUGGCAGCUGGGGCUCUCAACAAGUUUGAGGCAACUCGUCUCAUUAGGGAGAUGGAGAGCAAAGCAAAGAUGGGCAAUAAUAAUAAGAGCGAUGGAAUUGGAGAGUGGCGGCAUAUGCCUAUUCUGGCAAUGACUGCUGAUGUCAUACAUGCCACUCUGGACGAGUGCCUUAAAUGUGGCAUGGAUGGCUACGUGUCCAAACCUUUCAAAGAGAAAAGCCUCUAUCAGGCUGUGGCGAAGUUCUUCGACUCCAACCCUCCCAUCUCAUAGAGAAAAUAUCCAACUGCUUCAUUCAUCAUUUUACUCAGUUUCAUUUGUCCUGUUGCCUUUGCCUUGGUUAUAGCUGACUUUGCAUGUGGGCUCUUACCACUUAGAUUGCUAAACUUUGACCAUCUGUAGGUGCAUCAUAUGCCUACUUCCAUUGUAUAUUUGAUAGGGGAAAGGGAAUCAGACAAUGUAAAUUUGUUGAUGCCACGUAGAUUCAGAUGAACCCUCUUCUCAAUGGAUUCAUUCUACAAUGUAGUGUGUGAUGUAGAAGCUAUCGUUCCAACUCAUUUAGUGAUUUAGUGUAGUGCUUGAAGUUGCCUCCUAAUAUGCUCACUAUGGGCAUUAGGUUGCUUGAAAAUGUUUCCCUGUAAGAAUAUUGUUCUGAUUUGGUGCAUUUGCUUCCUCGUGAUGUUGACUCUUCGUCUGGACUCUUUCGGGAUCAAGAUUAAAUUUUGUUGAUUA
Striga asiatica is the source of this 4213-nucleotide messenger RNA. NCBI's taxonomy places the organism in Eukaryota, Viridiplantae, Streptophyta, Magnoliopsida, Lamiales, Orobanchaceae. The record is from the annotation of a GenBank genome assembly.